GCAGUGGGGAGGCUCUUGUGAGGGCGGUCCUUUUUAAGCUGCCUGCUUGUAAAACAAUGAAGAGCUUUGAGGUAGGACAGUUUUAAACUCCAGCCAGUUCUUGUGGUUGGUUUAGUUGGUGGUGUAUUUUUGCUGCUACUUCAGAAAAGCUUGUGGAUUUUCCUAUUUAACACAAGUGUUCUAGCCUUAAGUGGGGAGCACUGGAGAGAUUCAGGAGGUCUGGGGAAUAAAAAAGGAAGGAUCUACAGCAGUGAAAAGCUUCUUUAGAAAGUGAUCCUCAGUGUGAAAGUACCUGUCAGAGUGAGGGGAGCUGCUGAACGCUACUGAAGGACUGUAGAACUCACUGGAUAGAGUGUCUGUAAGACAGCAGCACAGUUCCUCUCGGGUUGGAGCUCUCUGGUGGAGCUGGAGCUGAGGGGCAAUGGUGGGAAGACUGAACCUGCACAAUGUGUCUGACGACGAGCUUCUGGAUAUGAGUUUUAAAGCUGAGCGCACUCUGGACAGUCCGGACUCCGGACUGCCGCCCAGCCCCAGCCCCAGCCCCUGGCUACUGCCGGCGGGCAGCGAGAGGAGCAGCGGGGGCUCAGAGGACGAAGCCAGGGUUCCACCAAAACAAUUGAAAGGUCUUCACCCAUUCUCUUAUGGGGAAGGAAUUGAACUUGAUCCUCUGCCUCCAAAAGAAAUAAGAUACACCUCAUCAGUGCGCUAUGACUCGGAUCGCCACUUCAUCCAGGACGUGUCUCUACAGCCCAAGGGUCUGGGUCUGGAGCUGUGCAGCCAGACUGUGUUGGCUCUGUCUCAGAGCACCUGGAGGCGUUACAAAACGCAGCUGGAGUUCCAGCCUCGUCAGCGGGUGCAGCGCUACCAGAGCACCACUAUUGUAUACCCCAAGCAUGCCAGGACCCUCUACACCACCCACCUCAGUUAUGAUGGACGGAAGCUGUCCAAACGCUUCCUGUCCAGUGUGGAGCUGGAGGCGUCUGACUGUAGAGCCAGUCAGAACUGAAGGGUGAUUGGCUUUUCAGAGAUUUCUUACAAAGUAUGCCUAUCCUUAACCCUUUAAAGACUGAUGCUCACAGUAAUCGGGACAAAUCUGGACUAUUAACUAUGAGUGGACUUCCUAAGACUGCCUGUUUUAACCCCCUGUUUCUUUUAGCAUAAUUGUUUUUAGCUGGGACUGUUAUGGCUCUGGUUUAGAGAGAUUAGCUUUGGCAAGUGGAGGGUUGGAUUAUGGAAAUGGAUCAUAUUUUCUAAGUAACAUCUGCAGCCUUUUCUGUGACCCAAACUCUGUGAGAUUCUAUUACUUUGGGCUUUUUAAUGCUGCUGCAGAUGUUUGCUUGGUUUUGGUUAAUGCUGAGAUGAUGCUCAGUGAUGUUGGAUCAUUACUGACUGAGGGGUUUAUUGGUAGUUUAUUGGUAGUAAGGCAAACUGUAUAUAAAACCGUGCAGGGAAGUGACUUAUGAGGAUGAGAUGAUUUUACUUGUAAUGCUGAUAUAAAAUUAAACAGGUAAAAAGGCUGUUUUAUGUAAGUUAAUGGGGUAUCUGUAGUUUGUUUCACUGAUGAUGUAAAGUGAGAUAGCUGCACACAUACAUCAAGGAAAAUGCUAGUAUUGUAACAUUGUAUGGUCCAGGGUGACUAUAUAUUUAGGUUUUCAUGAAAAAACCUGCAAACCUGAAAUCUGGCUUUUUUAAGUCAAUUUACACAAAAUCAUAAUUUUAAACUGCAUGUGUGCAGAUAUGUGGCUUUUCCUGUGCUUUUGUUCACCCUGCUCUGUUUUGAAUGUGCACAUGUUGAGAUGUUUUACCCAGGUCUAACUUCACAUUUAUGUAUCACAGGACUCAAGAAUCUGUGCGCUCUCUCAUGGAUGGAAAAUUAUUUUCUUAAGAAACAGGGUAAUAUUGGAUAUUUUGCACAGUGCUAACAGGUCGAGAAGAUAUGGAUUUGCAUACCUGAAACCCAGGAUCCACUAGAGUUCGACACACACUCUUCACAUUCUAUGUGCACUACUGUACGUCUAUGUUUAGGCAUAUGUCAUUUUCAAGAUUUUAUCACGUACCGUAAUUCUUCCUUAUGAUUUUUUCUUUCUGAAAGUAAUAUGCCAAGUAUAUCACACUGCUUGGUUGUAAUGUCUUGUUUGUUUGGGUUUUUUAUUUUUGCUGCGAAUAAGUGAGGAAAUAUGAAUGGUUGUUCUGAGAGGGAGAACUGAUCUCUUAUGAAUGUGUGUGUUUGUGUGUGUAUAUAUGUUUGAAUUGCAGCACUUGUAGACAAUCCCAUUUCUUUUAAUGUAAUGACUUUACCAGUUCAGAGGCACUUCAAUUUAAUCAUGUCAUAUGAAAAUCACUGUUUUCAGUAUAUUUAUUUCAGUUUUCCGAAUAUUGUUGCCCUGUUGAAUAUUCAGAUGAAUAGAAAGGGGUAUAGGACAAAUCGUACAAAACACAUUAGUUUCAGGCUGAAAUAAACAUGGGCUUUUUCCAACAA
Astyanax mexicanus (Mexican tetra) is the source of this 2479-nucleotide messenger RNA. RefSeq names its product refilin B (gene rflnb). The transcript has 3 exons. NCBI's taxonomy places the organism in Eukaryota, Metazoa, Chordata, Actinopteri, Characiformes, Acestrorhamphidae. The coding region runs from base 422 to 1006 and encodes 194 amino acids. Gene Ontology annotation, biological process: negative regulation of chondrocyte development; negative regulation of bone mineralization involved in bone maturation; actin filament bundle organization. Gene Ontology annotation, cellular component: actin filament bundle. The record is from RefSeq and is a predicted model, not a curated record. Gene Ontology annotation, molecular function: filamin binding.